AUGGACAUGUUUAACGGUGACACAGAUCACCAGUUCCACAUCAGUUGGACAAGUUUGUUAGAGUGUUCCACAAUGGAUUGCAUUGCCAGUAUGUUCUGGAUCGUGCAAGCAAACGUUACGCACCCUUGUUUUGAAAGUAAUUACCACUAUUGUAACCAUGAGUACAGGGAGGUUCGUCGCCUGUGGUCUCCCAUGUCGAUAUUUAUGCACAUGUUCAAAGUUUCACAGAAAGUGUUGGUGCGUUUUCAACAGAUUAUAUCGGGCCUUCUCAUAGUAGGUAGUUGUGGAACGAAUAUUUAUUGGAUGGUUUCCAUGGUUUUUGUCCGGCCUACAUUUCGAAAUAAGGGCGGAGAGGGAGAGUGGCCAACCGCUAUGCCCAAAUUGGGCUCCAGGUUGUCAGAGAAAGGAGCCCUAUAUGUUGUGCACUCUUGUGCAGAUUGUCAGAGAAAUAAGGAGAGUGCCGCAGCUGCCCAACAGUCCACAGCAUGCGACUUUCUUCAUUGCAGCCCCUCGUCCUCCGUCUUUGCCAGUUCGGUUCCGAAGCAAUUAGAAUUUUUGACUCUAGUAAUUAAAAAGGCCAUUGCGAAGUUGAGAUUGAGGCACAAGGAGCACAUUGCAUCUUAUAGUGAGGGCAACAAGCGGAGGUUGGUUGGAAAGCACCAGACCGCAAAUACAAACACGUUCUUGUGGAGAGCGGUGAACAGAGGCGCAUCAGUGCGUGUAGAGCUUCUCGCAAGGAGGUCCGAGGAGGCGCGAGGAGGAGGAGGAACAAUUCUCACCAAGAGAAUCGCGCUCUUUUUGAGACAGAUGCCGUUGGUGAAGCGAGAGAACAUGUUGUUCAGGAAUUAAUGCGUUCAAAAGACCCCAAGCCACACGCACAUGAUUUGAUCUUGCAAGCUCAGGACUUUGGGUUCCAGUUAUCCGAUUUUUGACCCAAGCCGACAAAGAGGAGCUUGCUCAGUCACAUUUUUUUAUUCUUUAGAAGCUCAGAAAUGCUUGGGUUUUUCGGACCAAUCCAUAUUUUUCAUGUACGCCAUCUCAACUAUGUCUCUGUGUGCAAAUUCAAUUUUGUGUGCAAUGAAUACAGUAAUAUACAGGUUGUGCAAUUGGAAUAAAUUAAACUUUAAAUUUU
Molecule: messenger RNA, 1132 nt
Organism: Physcomitrium patens
Lineage: Eukaryota; Viridiplantae; Streptophyta; Bryopsida; Funariales; Funariaceae
Source: RefSeq, a predicted model, not a curated record